AUGGAUUUAUUCCGCUCCGGUCGUCUGGAAUACCAUAGUUUUAACUCCCCCGAGGAUGACGACUUCUUCCAUUCUAUCCAAAGUGACCCAGUAGCCUUCACAAACUCAUGUGCAUCACUUAUACGACCUACGACCCGCCAAUUCACUGAAAAUAUCAAAAAAUACAUCAUUGACAACUCAUUGCUGUUUGUGGUUAUCUACAGAACCGGCUAUGAUGAGCGCAUCGGUACAAUCUUCUUGAAAUCUGCAAGUUCAGAUAUGGCACAUCAUCGUUGCUCGGAAUUCGGUAUUGAUAUAAAGAAGGAAUAUCAAAGUCAAGGAUAUGGCGCCGAGGCAAUCAACUGGAUGCUUGACUGGGCAUUCAAGAAUGCUGGUUUGCACCGGGUGGAGUGCAAUGUUUUUGGUUGGAACGCUCGUGCACAGAAUAUUUACCAGAGACUUGGCUUCCGGGAGGAGGGACGGAGAAGGGAGUGCUUGUUUAGAGAUGAUAAAUGGUGGGAUGAGGUGCAUAUGGGAAUCCUUAAGAAGGAAUGGCAACAAAUCAGACAGUGA
Molecule: messenger RNA, 552 nt
Organism: Penicillium coprophilum
Lineage: Eukaryota; Fungi; Ascomycota; Eurotiomycetes; Eurotiales; Aspergillaceae
Product: GNAT family N-acetyltransferase
Exons: 1
Coding region: 1-552 (183 amino acids)
Molecular function (GO): acyltransferase activity, transferring groups other than amino-acyl groups
Source: RefSeq, a predicted model, not a curated record